AGCCCAAAGCAGAUCCAUUUUGAGCUGGCCAUUUUUAUUUCUGUUUGGGCUCUCAUUCUGUGACUCUGUUUAUCAGGCCCGUGCGGCUUAAAUUUGAGAAAGAGAUCAUGAGGCCCAGGAAAUUGUCAAAGAAACAAAAAGAAGAUAUGGACGGAAACAACACAGACGUUAAACAAGAAGAGAGAGAGAGAGAGAGAGAGAGAGGAUGGACAGUGCCACAGUGGGGCUUCCGAGUUGCUGGAUCGUGGAUGAGUCAACUCAACCCGGGCGGCAUCAAUAACUGAAACUUGUGUGAUCGCAGAAUUUAGCCGGCGCCGGUGCUCCGGUGCGUUCCAAAUUCACGGCCGCGUCGUCUCCAUCGAUGCCAAUACUUCCUAAUUUCCAUCCACCAUGAACCAGUCCCCAUAUUUAUCCAGCCCGUUGAGCUCAUUCUCUGUCACUACAGUUCCCUCUGCCCUAACAUGGAGCGUCUCCAACCUCUCGGGAAAUCUCAUGUGAUCGCAGACCUUGGAGGAAAAUAUAGAGAAGGUCGUGUAUCGAUGCCGGUUUCUGGCCAUUCUUGCUGUCUUCGGUUCCUUGAUCGGAUCAUUUUUAUGCUUCAUCAAGAUGUCUAUCUCUUGGGUACGGUGAUGCUAGUUUUUGGAAUGGGUCUCCACGAGCUCUUUAUCAGCAAUCUCAGCCCUUCAAAGACGUCGCCAGGGGAAAGAAUAGCAGAUCGGCCAAAUAUGUUUGGCCUUUUCACCUUGAAGGAGCGACCUAGAUGGCUAGAAGUGAAGACUGAGAAGGAGCUGAAAACCAAGCUCGGCCACGUGAUAGUGAUGCUCCUUCUGAUUGGGUUUUUUCGAGAAGAGUAAGACGGAUUCCAUAUACUCCGCUCUUGAUCUGCUAUACUUUGCAGCUUCUGUGCUUCUAUGUUCUGGUUGCCUUUUCUUGUUAUCCAAGCUUAGCGACUCAAAACAUUUCCUUAACUAAGAACCGAUGAAAGAGUGCUUCAAAAGGAUGCAAGUCAUAGCUGCACAUAUGUAGAUUUUCACGAAUGUAAUGUGUACAUGAAUUAGUACAAAUUGUGUAAUGCUAGAGCUAUCUUCUCUAUUCUAAUUGAGUUGUAUACCUUAUCAACUAUUCGCAACUCAACCAUUCUGACUUCUAUAGGCAUCAUUUUCCUGGAAGAAUGAUUUAGAAAGAUGAUGAAUUUAAAAACUUAGGUAAUCUGACAUGUAAUUGCAAUUAAGUUCACAACUGUUUUUGAGCAUCUAUAUGUGAUAGUAAUUAGUAAAGGGAUGAUAACGUAUUUUACCAUUAAGGGAAAAACAAAGAAUGCUGACUUUAAUAAUGAAUUGGAAAUAUUUUUUUUUAUUACUGCAAAAUUAAAUUUAAUUACUACAUUACAACAUUUUCAUUCAAGCAAUGGUAUUGUUUGAUUGGUCACCACUAACUUGCUAGAAGGAACGUAUAUUUGAAAUAAAGAUAAUUUGUUUGA
Molecule: messenger RNA, 1480 nt
Organism: Linum trigynum
Lineage: Eukaryota; Viridiplantae; Streptophyta; Magnoliopsida; Malpighiales; Linaceae
Source: the annotation of a GenBank genome assembly